Molecule: messenger RNA, 4436 nt
Organism: Brassica napus (rape)
Lineage: Eukaryota; Viridiplantae; Streptophyta; Magnoliopsida; Brassicales; Brassicaceae
Product: protein DETOXIFICATION 54
Exons: 2
Coding region: 2824-4332 (502 amino acids)
Biological process (GO): xenobiotic detoxification by transmembrane export across the plasma membrane
Cellular component (GO): membrane
Molecular function (GO): antiporter activity; xenobiotic transmembrane transporter activity
Source: RefSeq, a predicted model, not a curated record
UAUGAUAGAGGAAAGGGAUAACAUAUCACGCUCUAGGAUAUAUUAUAUCAAUUAGUGGCUACCUUAAAUUUAGGAAAUCUUUAUGCAUGAGUUCAUAUAUGGUGGAUAUGCAGAUUUUAAUUUAAAUUGGUUGACAAUAUUUACGUAAUACUUUAAUACGUACGAUUUAUUGUGUGUCUUCUACUUUGGAAAGUGUAAAUAUUGUUUACAUAUUUGACCAGAUUUUUGGGAUAUCAGUUAAUAUCUUGGGUUAAUCUGGAAAAUAUAUCGCAUGUGAUAUCAACAACAGAUCUGUAUCAUUUAUUAAACAGUAUGAUUUUUCGGAUCAAAUAAUAGAUAUUGGGCUUCGGAAAUAUCUUAAUGAUCAGGCCAACCAGUAAGUAAGAAAAAAUUGCAGUGGCAUAGAAGGUAAAUAUUAAGCAAGAUUAAUGGUGAAAUUAUAUUUGUACUUCAGUUUUAAUAGAUUAGAUAUUUUUAACAAUGUUAACUCGUCAACAAAAUACUUAACCCUAAAUCUUAAACCUUUGGGUAAACUUUAAAUCUAUACGUAAACCCUAAACUCUUGGGUAAAAUAAUAAAUCUUUGGGUAAAUUUUAAACUUUUGGGUAAAUUCUAAACCCUAGGGUUUAGAGUUUUGCUGACAACAUUUAAGGUCUAGUGUUUAGAAUUUACCUAAUGGUUUAGGGUUUAUCCAAGGCGUUAAUUUUUUUUUUUUUAAAAUCGUUCUUUUGCAGGUACUAUUAUUUUUUAUUUAUUAUAUUUUUAAAACAUAAUAUUACUUAAAUUCUUAUUAUUUUGUUUUCUUUUUAAAAAAAAAAACUGAAUAUGAGAUGACAAACUAUUAAUGGUUGGUGAAUCAAUGUUCACUUUAAAGAAUGAACCCAAGAAAAAAUCUUUACCACCCUACCAUAAGGCCCCAUGCAUAUUUUGUAUAUCUUUCUUAACUUUUAAUGUUAUUUUAAAAUUUUAAUAAUAAUAUGCAACGGAAAAAGGUCAGUAUUCACUCAAUGUUUAUUUGAGAAUUUGUUUCUGUAAAUUAAUACUAGCAAAUUGAGGAAAUAUAUACGCCAAAAUCAAAUGCAGGUUAGGCUCUAGAAAACCUUAAAUUAGUUUAUUUAAAUAGAUUUCCAAAUAAUGUAUCACUCCGUUCAUCUCAUAUAUAUAUAUAUAUAAAAGAUGAUUUUCCUGUGCUCAUGUACGGAUAUAAUAUUUAUAAAAUAAAUAUAUUAUAAUAAUAAAUUAAUAGUUUAUUUUCAUUUUUAAAUCAUUUGUUUUUUUUCUCAGUCCCUCAUCUUUUAAAGUUUAUCAUCUAGAACUGUUGCUCUUUCUUCUAUCUUUAUGCUUGUUUUUGGCUUAAGUGCUUCAUGUUGCUAUCUUUAGAAAAAGUUGUUUCACUGUAUGAUCCAUAGAUUGUAUCUUUUCUUUUAAUUUUAAUUAGAAAUCCUUUUAAAGAAAUUUAGUCAUUUUAUAAUUUAUAUUAAUAAUAUUAUGUUGUUUUAAUAUACAUGUGAUUUUGGAUACAUAGCAUCUAGCCGGUUUAAUUAUCACUUGGAUAUAGUAUUAGAUUACAUCAAUUUCUUCGAAUUCAACCAUUAUAUUUUUUCUAAAUAUAUUAAAAAUUAUUUGUUAUUUACAUUUAGAUUGGUUAUUCUCUUACAUAUGUAAAUAUAUUUUAUUAAGAUUAUGGUAUAAUAUAAUAUAUAUAUUAUUUUGAAGAUCAAACUGGAAAAAUUAAACAAAAAUGUUAAUCGAUUCAAAAUUACACAAAUGAAUAUGAAAAAAAUAUUUUGAAAUCUGAUGCAUAUAUUUUACAAAUGAAGUAAAUUGUAGCAAUUAGUUCGUAUUUUAUAUUUAUUUGUUAAUGUGUUUUUUAGUUAGAUCUUUGAUUUUGGAUAUAAAAAAUUUGAUUAGUCCAAUUACUAAUUUUGUGGGUAUAUUUAGUGACAUAUAUUUUUCAAAUUGAAGUAUAGUUAUUUUAAUUCCUGUUAAGCCAAAUUGAAUUUGAUAUUUAUUUAUCGGAUUAGUUUAUUUUUUCAUCUUUGAUGGUAAUAAUAUUUUUGGACUUUUUAGGAUAAUUUAUAUAUGUUGAUUUUCCAAAAUAUAUUAAAAAUAUAGCAAUGAUAAGUAUAGAGAUAACAGAUAAAAUUUUGAAAGCUCGUAAAUUAACAUUUACAAUAAUUAAAAUAAUUUAUCAAUUCUAAGUAAUUUUAUAUCUUAGAUUUAUAAAUGGUAAACUGAAAUUUAUUUAAAAAAAUCUUAAACAUAAUAAUUCAAAUUUGCUUAAGUACUUUUAUUAUUGGUAUGUUGGAUUGCACAAUUAUAAGGAAAAUAAAAUUUUAAAAGCAAACUGAAUAUUAAGUAGAAAGAUUUUUUUAAUAGUGGUAAGAUUUAAUAUUUUUAUUUCAUCAAAGGUUUUUUUGUAAAUAACCAUUGUGAUAAUUACGUGAGCGCACACGUAGAAAACUGACUUUUCAAAUAAUAUAUAUAUAUAUAAUUCUCGUAAGAAAAAGAGAUUUAUGAUAUUUGGGAAAAAAUGAUAUAUUAUUGUUAAGUGUAUAAUAAUCGAAUCAAUCAUUAAAAAUUGUUUAAAAAUGUCAAAGCAUAUUAGAAUAGGCAAAUCUUAAAUGUUUUUAAAAUGAUGAUAUUUUUCUUGGAACUCUUUCUCCUCUAUUUAUUGCAGUUUUCCUCCUUUCACUUUCAGGAGACAAACGAACUGAUCAUUAUUUCAUCCGUUUUUCUUUUCUUUCCCUUACCUUUCUAGCUUCUCUGUUUAACCUUAAAGCUCGCAACACUAUCAGAGCUCUGUUUCACAGUUUCAGAACAAUGGAGGAACAAAACCAACCAGACAAUUUCUCUUCCUAUAAACAUCCAACUUUUCCUCAAGUCAUAGAGGAGCUAAAAGAGCUCUGGGCUAUGGUUUUACCGAUCACAGCAAUGAACUGUCUAGUCUACGUACGCGCCGUCGUCUCCGUCCUCUUCCUCGGCCGUCUCGGUAGCCUCGAGCUAGCCGGAGGAGCUCUCUCAAUCGGUUUCACCAACAUCACAGGCUACUCAGUCCUCGUAGGACUCGCCUCGGGACUCGAGCCAGUAUGUAGCCAAGCCUUUGGUAGCAAAAACUGGGAACUCCUCUCGCUCUCUCUCCACCGUAUGGUCAUGAUUCUCUUGAUCGCCUCCGUGCCCAUCGGCCUGUUAUGGAUCAACCUCGGGCCCAUCAUGCUGUUCUUGGGCCAAGACCCGGGGAUAACCGCUACAGCCGCAGAGUACUGCCACUACGCGCUUCCUGAUCUUUUGACUAAUACUCUGCUUCAGCCGUUACGGGUUUAUCUAAGGUCACAGCGGGUGACGAAACCGAUGAUGUGGUGCACGUUAGCUGCUGUGGCAUUCCACGUGCCGUUGAACUACUGGCUUGUGAUGGUGAAGCGAUGGGGUGUUCCUGGUGUGGCGACUGCUUCCGUUGUGACGAAUUUGAUUAUGGUUAUGCUUCUGGUGGGCUAUGUUUGGGUUAGUGGGAAGCUGCAGAAGAGAGUUAGCGGGUCUAUGGCGGCGGCUACGGUGGUGGAGUUGGUUGGAGGGUUGGGACCGUUGAUGAGAGUGGCGGUUCCGAGUUGUUUGGGGAUAUGUUUGGAGUGGUGGUGGUAUGAGAUUGUGAUUGUGAUGGGUGGUUACUUGGAGAAUCCUAAGCUUGCUGUGGCUGCUACUGGGAUUUUGAUUCAGACAACAAGUCUUAUGUAUACUGUUCCUAUGGCUUUAGCUGGAUGCGUGUCUGCUCGGGUUGGAAACGAGCUAGGUGCAGGUAGACCAUACAAGGCGAGACUAGCGGCAAACGUGGCUCUAGCUUGCGCAUUUGUAAUAGGAGCAUCCAAUGUGGCUUGGACCGUGGUUCUAAAAGAGCGUUGGGCAGGACUUUUUACUGGCUACGAGCCACUCAAGGUGUUGGUUGCUUCGGUUAUGCCAAUUGUUGGGCUUUGCGAGCUAGGGAACUGCCCUCAAACUACGGGUUGCGGGAUUCUAAGAGGGACAGGCCGGCCAACGAUUGGGGCACAUGUGAAUCUUGGUUCGUUUUAUUUUGUUGGGACGCCUGUUGCUGUUGGACUAGCGUUUUGGUUGAAGGUUGGGUUUAGUGGAUUGUGGUUUGGGUUGCUGUCGGCCCAAGCGGCUUGUGCAGUUUCAAUAUUGUAUGCAGUUUUGGCAAGGACAGAUUGGGAAGGAGAAGCAAUGAGGGCUAUGAGGAUGACGAGUUUGGAGAUGAGGAAAGUUGGGAAGGACGAAGAAUCAUCGUCAUUGUUGGAUGAUCGCAAUAGGAGUGAUGAGAAGUUGGGUGGUGUCUUGUAAUAAAUCGGAUCAGUUGUGGGGUAAAGCAAAGACUUGAGAGACUUAUUGUUGUUUUCGACUUGUUUAUGUUUUGUGUUUUUUAAGUGCAUUUGCUAAUUGGAAUC